Molecule: messenger RNA, 1087 nt
Organism: Suillus fuscotomentosus
Lineage: Eukaryota; Fungi; Basidiomycota; Agaricomycetes; Boletales; Suillaceae
Exons: 3
Coding region: 121-900 (259 amino acids)
Source: RefSeq, a predicted model, not a curated record
GUCAUGUCACGAUUACUGCCACUGACAUCACUCAUUUUGGCCUAUAGUUGUCAUUGGAACCAAUGAGAGCAAAGCGCCUGCACAGCGAUUCUUUCGGACAGGGCUGACCGUGAAACUACGAUGUUCGAUAUUUUUGACAUCCGAUACAUCCGUAACGCAAAAAGCACCUCUAUGGACCUAUACUGGCAGAUGGCUGUACUUUAUUGCUACCAAAGUUUUCUUUUUAUAAACUCACGCAUGAUGAUUGGGCGGCUAACAAGCUUGAAGGCUAUGAUGCGUACGGAAGAGGAUUUUCAGCCAAGAUUCUGCGCAGCCCCCAGGGCUAGAAGUUCGAUUCGAUUCGAAAGGACUCUUUUGAAGUGUGCUCCCUCAUGGACGACGCCUUAUAAAGCUGGAUGGUGGAUAUCCGGACAAUUACGACACCCAUCACAUCUUCCCACUUUUUAUCCACCUUGUGCUGCACCUUCUCGAGCCAGGGUUGUGCUCAGUCUGUUUUUCUAUCAGAACGCCUUGGUAUACACAUCAUGGAACAUCGUCCGUUUGACUCGUCUCCGCCCAUUCCGGACCCUUCAUCUGCGCCUUUCCCGUCAUUUUCUAUGCCCAUGCCUGAGAUUUAUGCGCAAAUGCCUAGCGCUGAAGUACCGUACGGACAGCCGUAUGCCUCUGAGAACUCAUACGCCUCUGAGACCCCAUACACCUCCGAACCCCCAUAUGCUUCUGAGCAUCUCGCCUCUGAGCAACCAUACCACCCCGACUACCCAUAUCCAUUCCAGCAGUCUCAGCAACCAUAUGAUGUCCCUCCUCACGUGUCAGUGCCAUUUGAUCGCGCUGAUCUGCCGCUUGAGCCAUGGGUCCCAGAGGUACCGGAGCAGUCGGACGGGGAGGAAGUUGACUCCAUGACUGAGCCUAUCCGCAUUCCUACCCCUGAGCAUGUGCAAACAGGAGCAUCUGUUUCGCGCAGGCCAUCGCGCUUACAGCGUUUGGCUUCCUUACUAGGACUGAAGCCCAAGAAAUCGUCAGCCUCUCAUCAUUCCUGAAUUCAUAACCCCAGAUCGAAUACUUGAAAUUAUUGGCAUAAGUCGUCGUG